Molecule: messenger RNA, 2955 nt
Organism: Drosophila takahashii
Lineage: Eukaryota; Metazoa; Arthropoda; Insecta; Diptera; Drosophilidae
Source: RefSeq, a predicted model, not a curated record
CGGCUUUUCACUGUUAGCCGGCAGACCUCGCUAGCGAACUUUUCAGCAGCUGACUUCAGUCUGCCGCUCGCUUGGCUACGAGGCGGACGCACUAGCUCCACUUGGUAGUAUCUAGUAUCUAGUAUCUCUCUCCGACCAGCCGGGAAACCCGUUCGCGAGCGUCGCGCAUGCGCCGUGUGUUUCGUAAUUGCGAUCGCGCCGUGUCCCAGUUUCUUUGGCGUUCGCUUUUCAUUUCGUUGCGGUGGAAUCGCUGUUGGCCAACCGAUGAUGAUGGCCCAAGCCGAAUAGUAAUAAAUCCAAAGCAAGCGGCCAAGUGAUGUGCAAUCGAAUCGAUCCGUCGGCAGGAUUAAGACAACAACAGCAUGAGAUCGCAUGUGGCCGUUUACAGGGCGCCAGAAACAGCACCACCACUGGGAACACUAGCACCGAUAGCACCACCAACCAACUACGCUCCCCUGCGCUACCAUCAGCAUCCUUUAAGCCAUUGGCCGGGAAACCAGCAGCAGCAGCAGCAACAGCAACCUGGAGCUCCUGCCUACCGACUGCAUCCACCACCCAAUCAUCACCAGCCACCACAGAAUGCUAACUACGGAGUGGUUAACCAGCAGCGGAUCAAUGAGUGUGCCGGCAUACCGCUCAUCUCGAAUGCCUCCAGUCAUUUGUCGCCCGCCCAGCGGCAGCGGUUGCUGAGGAAGUCCGCUCCAAAAACGGGUCCAACAUGGCCACCUGGUGGAGCCACCAUGUCCCAGCUGGCUGUGCAUGCACAGGGCAUGCCGCUGCUCCAGCAGAAUGCCAAGCAGCAUCUGCAGCAGCACCAUCAACAUAAUCAUCAGCAUAAUCAUCAUCAUCAUAAUCCUGUGGCCAGCAACUGGAGUAGCUAUCAGCCAAUGAACAGUCAAUCUAAUUUCAAAUUAGCCGACAAAUCACGAGCGCUUCGCUACCAGAACUCCGCACCACCAGUGCUCAGCAGCCAGGAGAAGCUGCCAGCUGCUAGCCAGGAUCAGGCCAAUUCAUCUCCCACGGCGGCGGAAACCUGUCUUCCUAGAAUCAUUAAGCCCCGGAAGCGACGCAAAAAGGAUCGCAAGCCGGGCAAUGGGGUGCUGCUCAAAAUGGAGUCCGAUAUGCAGCAGGUUAAGGUUACCAAUCCGGGUGAAGGCUAUGCCGGAUCCUAUCACUUGCCAGCUGGAUUACUCCAACAUGAUCACACGCACGGCGUUUGCUUCUGCCGGGAAUGUGAUCCACUGCGUUCUCUCUGGGAUUACCCCCUGCGUAGAUCCGCCUCCGAUGCCUCGUCCAGCGAACAAGGAGGCGGAGGCAGCACCUCCACAUCUUCCACCUCAUCCACUCACUCGGACAGCUCCUGCGAUAGCUCCAUUUGCAGUCAACCCGCCGCUGCUACUGCUAUUUUGCAACAGGAGGAGGAGACCACCGAGGAGUUUGCACCCAUCACUGGGGAUAGUAGUCGUGCGGAAAUAGUGGGUGUUAUUGGUUCCCAGCGGAGUCACCCCAAUGCGGUGACCACACCCUCGCAAUGCCUGAGCGAUGAUUCCGGCUAUGGUGAUAUUUUGAGUGGAAUCAACAUAGCCAACGAUCUGUUUGGCAAUUGCUUCAGAGGUGGAAGCUCCUCCUCCUCGAUGAUUUCCGCCCAGGCGGAGACUUUGCUGGAUGAGAGCCUCAAUGAGAUAUCACGCAAGCUGAUCGAGACCUGCAAUGUGGCAGAUUCGGGAUUGGGAUCGGCAUCAGGAUCGGGAGCAGCCAGCGACAGCGGAUUGGAUAGCGCUGGCAGCCACAAUUGCGAAUCGGGCCUCGUCUUUAACUUUGAGCAUUUGAAUCUGACGGAUGCAACGCCCACAGCCUUGGAUUUUCUCGUGGAUUGCAAUAACAAUAGCAGCCACAAUAGUUUGGGUCUGAUGUGGCAGCCAAGUGGAGGUGGCUGCCACGAUGACAGCCAAGUGGCAGCUGCCAAACUGAACCCAGACAGCCGGGCCACACCCACCCACAGGCUGAUACUGGGCACGGUGGGUAAGCUGAAGCCAGCGUUUUCCACCAUCUCGUGACGACGUGGAAAACUAAUCAAAUUCGAAAUCAUAUUCAGCCCCAGAAAGUGGCUCAUUUUGCGACGAAGAUAACGAUGCGUGGGCGUCUGUAGAUUGGGAAAUGUAAAUCUCCUGAAAGUAUUUCUUCUACCCAAUUUCUACCCAACCCAAGUUGCGCAACUCCAACUGCGAAGACAGCGAGGAAAGAAGAAAACCCAUUAAAUGGAUUUAAAGCACAUGUGAGACGAUCAUCACAUCAUCAUCAUCAUCACGAUCAUCAUCAUCGUUGGAUUGAAGCGAAAAACAAAAGGCCAAAUGGGCGCUGGGAUACGACGAAGCCCCGGCUAAAUGGAAACUACUUGUGAAGAAAGACGAAAGACCGGGGAACUGGAAACCUUGUACAUACCACAUACACACAGUGCGACGACUAUCCAAAAACGAAUACGAAUCCGAAUCCCACUUCCACUUCAACUUCAACUUUCACUUUCACUGCGGCGGUGGCGACGGCGGCAUCGUCGGCGUUUUGUAUAUCUGUAUUUUUUAAGACAAUUUUUCUUUUCUUUUUCUUUUUGCCAAGACCACAGAUGAAUCCAGGGUCUUAAGCGGGGUUUACGGGAAGGGUGCGCGACUCUUAUGCAGAUUUUGUGGCGCAAAAAGAAGAAGAAAUUGUAGAAAUCGUGUAGAUUAUAUAUGCGAUGUGAACCCUAGAGAUACUUAAACUAUACACCCUAACCAUAUCUGUAUCUUAUACUUAAAACAUACAAUUAAUUGUUGUUGUUAUUUGUGCAUUAACGUUAUCCAUCAUCUCAAAAGGGCCCCCGAAAACCUCCCCAAAGAUCUGGGAUUUUUAUAUAGAGGGGUUUGAUAAUUUUUAUAUUUGAGCCUAAGCAACGUUCCUACAAUGUCAGUUGUGUAUUUU